CCUUAUACCAAUAUUAUUAUAUCUUAGCAUUGAGUAUAAUAAUAUAUUGUACAAUAAUAUGAUCUACACUUCGGUUACACUCAACCGGCUGAUAACAGAUUUUCUUACCGGCCGAACACCGUCCGUUAAAUUAACUAUACAUUUAUAGUAUACUUGUCCAUGAUUUAACCGGAGAUGGAAAUACUUGCAUGUGGCGCGUGGACAUCGCGCCCUUGUCCCGAAAUUGCAUGAAUAUAAGUGGUUACAUUAUGUAAAACAAGGCAACUGAUUAAUAAUAAUAUUAUAUAUUAAUCCCUGAACAAGGCCACACCGACUUGAACUUAGCGACGGUCAUCGUGCCGCCGAUUCGAGUCGUUACAAUCAAAAAAAUAUGAAUAUUACGUGAUGAUAAACGACAUUGCCUUUUGCGACAAUAUUUUACCGUGUGCGACUCACGAUCCGCGUUAUUACCAUCCUUUUUUUGAUUUACUUGUAUUUUUUUCAGUUCGUCUCACGAUUUAAGAUUGUUUUAACAUGUAUACAGUGGUUCAUGUUAAUACCUAAAUUAUCGAUAUGGAAGUGUAAUAAAUAUUAUUAUUGUGCAUAGCAGCUAUUAACAAUUAGUAAUUUACAUCGCAAAUUCGUGCGUUAAUGAAACCUCCAAAGAUGGAACAAAAGUCAGAACAAACUAUUGAGUUGGAAACCGAAGUUAUUUUAAGAGUGCCAUCGGAUGCUGCUAAUACGUUAAGAGAAAUAAUAAGAAAAAAUUCCGAUGAACUACUAAGUAUAAAAUUAGAGAAUGAUAUUCGCAGAGGUGAAGUUGUCAUUGGCAAUCAUCAUCUAUUUGCAAAGGUUGUUGACUUACCAACUAUCAUUGAAGGACAAAAAACAAUUGACAACAAGUCUGUAUAUAAAACUGCAGAUAUAUGUCAGAUGAUUAUAUGCAAAGAAAAUGAAGAAUUAUCUCUGUCUGACGAAGAUGUGGUAACAAACUAUUCAAAAAAAAAAGAACCUAAUAAAGUGGAUAAAAAAUAUUUGUGGCCACAUGGUGUAACGCCACCAUUGAAAAAUGUACGAAAACGAAGAUUUCGUAAAACCCUUAUAAAACAAUCUACUGACGGUCCAGAAAUUGAAAAAGAGGUAAAAUAUCUUUUAAAAAGUGAUAGUGAAGCUCUUAGUGUAAAAUGGGAACUAGUAUCCGAAACAGAGAUUCAAAACAAUAGAAAAAGUAAAGAAGAACCUUUUAUGCAAGGUGAAAUGCAUAAUAAUCUAAAGCAAGACAUUGCCGAAAGAGAUAUUUUUGGUGAAGCUCUAAGUGAUUCAGAUGAAGAAGUUGGUCAUAUAAAUAUAAUGGAUAUGGAUGAUGAUAUGAGUAAUGACAAUAGCCGUUUGUCUGAUACUAAUUCAUUAAUGGAGGAAAAACCUUCAAUUUCUGGAAACAAGAACCUUAUUACAGAGUUUACUAAAGAAAUGUUUAUUUCUGAUGAUGAUUCCAACCAUGGAAUAAAAAAAGAAGGAGGAAUAAUUUCCACAUUUGAUGAAAGUAUGAGUUAUAGAUAUGAUGAAGGUGUGGAUUUUAAGUCUGAAUUAGAACUUAGCGAUGAUAAUGAACUUGGUGAUACACCAGUUUUAUCAACAUUAAAAGCUGGAAAUGUGUCUGCUAAUGACGUAAAACAUAAAAUUGAUCAGUUGCAACAAGAAAUUAAAGUACUUAAAGAACGUAAAUCACAACAAGAUUGGGAAAUUGCCAAUAUUGAAAAUAUAAAUUUAAGAGAACGUUUUAUACGUUUAUCUAAUAAUUUAUUUACUGAGCAACUAGAAAAAGAACAACAGAUUCGAGAACUUCAAUCAUUUCAUCUUUAAUUCAGAUUGUAAUAUUAUUUGAAGACUGGUUUUUAAUGUUUUAAAUAAUCAUUUUAUAAUAAGUUAAUAUAAUAUAAUAUAAGAUAAGUUCAAUUCAAAUCCUUAUUUAUCAAUAAGUAUAUAAAUAAUCAAGUGUCCAUUAUGUAUAUUGAUAUUUUGUUUAAACUGAACUAAACAAUUGUAAAUACAUAUUCAGAAAAUCACUUUUUUUUUAUAUACUUGUAUACAUUUGAUCAAUAAUCAAUUAAUUAUGUAUGAUUUUAAAUUUACUAAUAGCAUAGCAGAUAAAGAAAAUGUAAUUUUUGUAUCUUUUGAAGUAUCAAGCAUUUUCAUAGUUAUAUUCAGUUUAUUAAUUUAAUCACAAGGUAUAAUAUUACUUUUUAAAUAUUUAUUACUUAUAAGUAAAGUUAUAACUUUAUAAGGUUGACAUAACUCUACUGGAAAACAUUGUGACACACCUUAUAAUAUUAUCCCUAUUGUUAUAUUUAGUUUGUAAUUUGUAUGUUAUAGACAUACAGAUUUUUUUUAAUCAAAGUAUUGAUAAGGUUGUAUAAUAUAAAGUUAUCAGUUGGAUAUUUUGUGAAAGCGGUUAGCAGAAUAGUUUUUUUUUAUGUAUCUUUUAAUUGAG
This is a messenger RNA of Metopolophium dirhodum (rose-grain aphid), 2470 nucleotides long. RefSeq names its product transcription initiation factor TFIID subunit 7-like. The record is from RefSeq and is a predicted model, not a curated record. The transcript is spliced from 9 exons. Gene Ontology annotation, cellular component: transcription factor TFIID complex. Bases 631 to 1842 code for a protein of 403 amino acids. Lineage: Eukaryota; Metazoa; Arthropoda; Insecta; Hemiptera; Aphididae. Gene Ontology annotation, molecular function: RNA polymerase II general transcription initiation factor activity. Gene Ontology annotation, biological process: RNA polymerase II preinitiation complex assembly; transcription initiation at RNA polymerase II promoter.